AUGGGAUUCCUCGGAAUUGUGACGAUUUUUGCUGUGGUAUUCAUCGCUGCCUACACCGAAGCUGGACCCGCCAAUUGUCCACUGCCAUCAAAAGUGUACAGCUGCAGUCCGAAAUGCCAUGACAACUACGACUGCAGUCAUGGCAAGGCUUGCUGCCCAAACAGCUGCAAUGCCAAGUCCUGUGUCGACUUAGCAGCUGUUGGGGGAGGGAAUAAUGAUAAGUAUUCACAGUCUGGCGGCGCCGGUGUGUACUGCAACAAUCAGAAGUGCAGCCCCUUCGAGAAAUGCAAACUGGACCCUGCCACCAAAAGAAUGAAAUGUAUGAGAGCUUAA
This is a messenger RNA of Leptosia nina, 333 nucleotides long. The record is from the annotation of a GenBank genome assembly. NCBI's taxonomy places the organism in Eukaryota, Metazoa, Arthropoda, Insecta, Lepidoptera, Pieridae.